Symbiodinium natans is the source of this 759-nucleotide messenger RNA. The record is from the annotation of a GenBank genome assembly. Lineage: Eukaryota; Dinophyceae; Suessiales; Symbiodiniaceae.
AUGGUAAGCCUACAGCCGCGUCGCCCCACGAACAGUCAAGUUGGCUGUUGGAGUGUCUUUGAGGCUUUCGCCACAGGUGCUGUGGCUGAAGCAGAUGCUGGCGGUGGAGCCGGAGCGACAACGGCACAGGCUGCCUCCGGCGAUGCCACAUAUGAAGGUGGCUGGCUGAACAGCCAGAAGCACGGCCACGGGAGCUUGACACUGAAGGACGGCUCAAAGUACGUCGGUCAGUUCAAGCAUGACAAGAAGGAGGGAAAAGGCAUCUACCAUUAUCCAUCUGGUGCCAAAUAUUCAGGCGAUUGGGUCAAUGACCUUCAGGAAGGGGAAGGCAAGGAGGAGUGGGCAGACGGAUCUGUCUUCGAGGGCCAGUUCAAGGCCGGUGCCAAGCACGGGCGCGGGAAGUUUGUUUGGUCCACGCUCUGUCGUUACGAAGGCGAGUUUGACAACAACGACAUGCAUGGUGAGGGGGUCUACACUUGGAAUGACGGCCGCGGUUACUCCGGCCAGUGGAAUCGCAACACCAUGGCUCCCAGAGGGAAGAUGUGGUGGUCUGACGGCCGCACUUACGAGGGGGAAUUCUUGGAUGGGCGAAAGCACGGCGAGGGCACUCUGAAGUGGCCGGACGGGCGGUCCUACAGUGGGCAGUGGCAGGAUGGCAAGCAGCAUGGCUCUGCGAUAGCGCGGACGGCCAAGGGCCUGCGGCGCAAGAGCAUUUGGAAGGACUGUGCGCCAUCCUGCGUCAUGGCCUGCUUGCUGUAG